UAUCCGUAUUUAAAGGCGCCAACAAAGACUAACUCAGAAAGAAGCUUCACAAACCUGCCAUCUGUACUCACAUCAUCCAACAGCACACUACAGCGUAGUUAACGCAUUAAAAUGCCCGAGGAAACUGCAGCUGCCGAAAGUAUGGAAGAGAAACCUUGCUCGUCAAGCGCUGCAGACAGCUCCGUCGAUGUUUCUGAGGAAGCAAAGAAGCUGAUUGGCACAGGCAACCGGCACUUGGUGAUGGGUGAUGUUGUGUCUGCAGUCAGUGUGUUCCAGGAGGCUUGUGCCAUGCUAGCUGAAAGGUAUGGAGACACUGCUGAUGAAUGUGGUGAAGCUUUUUUCUUGUGUGGGAAAGCCCUUCUAGAGCUUGCCAGGAUGGAGAAUACAGUGCUUGGUAAUGCUUUAGAGGGAGUCCCAGAAGAAUCCUCUGAAGAGGGUGAGAAACAGAAUGACUCUAAGAUUGAAAGCGCAGACAACUUGGAUGAGAAAACCAGAGAUGAGCUUCGAGCACAGGUUUAUGAUGCCAUGUCAGAGGACAAAACUCAGUCUGAGGUAGAAAAAGAGGUGGGGGAAGGUGUGCAGAAGAACCAAGAGGAAGUUAAAGAGGAGAAGGUUGAAGCACCAAGGGAAGGGGAUGCAGCAUCACAAAAAACUGAGAAACCAGCUGAACACAAGGCAAAACCUGCUGAAAAUGAGAAGCAAGCUGAACAUGAGGCAAAACCUGCUCAAGAUGAGGAGAAACGAGCUGAACAUGAGGUGAAACCUGCUGAAAAUGAGAAACUAGCUGAACAUGAGGCAAAACCUGCUCAAGAUGAGGAGAAACGAGCUGAACAUGAGGUGAAACCUGCUGAAAAUGAGAAACUAGCUGAACAUGAGGCAAAACCUGCUCAAGAUGAGGAGAAACGAGCUGAACAUGAGGUGAAACCUGCUGAAAAUGAGAAACUAGCUGAACAUGAGGCAAAACCUGCUCAAGAUGAGGAGAAACGAGCUGAACAUGAGGUGAAACCUGCUGAAAACGAGAAACUAGCUGAACAUGAGGUGAAACCUGCUGAAAAUGAGGAACCUGCUGAAAAAGAUGCUGAGAAGUCAGAAGGUGUGGAUAAAAGUGCUUCUAUAAAGGAAGAUGUCACUGUGUCAAAUGGAGUAGCUGAAAAGGUUGAGGAAAAAAAUGGAAAUGAAGAGAAAGAACCCAUGGAAGAGGGUGGAGGAGAUGACGAUGAUGAAGAUGAGGAGGAUGAUGAGGAUGAGGAGGCAGAGGGUGAAACAAAGGAUAAGGAGAGUGAGGAGGAUGAAGUUGGAAACCUGCAGUUGGCCUGGGAGAUGCUUGAGGUUGCAAAGGUGAUUUAUAAAAGAAAAGACAGCAAAGAAGAUCAGCUAAUGGCGGCACAGAUUUACCUGAAACUUGGAGAAGUUGGAGCUGAAUCAGGUAACUACAGCCAGGCUCUGGACGACUUCAAUGAGUGUUUAACCUUGCAGCUGAAACACCUGCCCUCUCAUAGUCGUCUUCUGGCUGAGACCCAUUACCAGCUGGGCACUACUUACAGCUACACAGCCCAGUACAGCCAAGCCAUUGAGCACUUCUCCAACUCUAUCAAAGUCAUCGAGAGCCGUCUUGCUAUGCUUCAGGAGGUAAUCGACAAGGCGGAAGGUGCAGAGGCAGCAAAGGAGAAGAGCGAGCUUGAGGAGUUGAAACAGUUACUGCCAGAAAUCACUGAGAAGAUUGAAGAUGCCAAGGAGGGCCAGAGGACGGCUGCUGCAGCAUCUGAGGCCAUCCAUCAGACUCUUGUAGGAGCAUCCACUUCAUCUGCAUUCCCAGCUGAAAAUGGUGGCCCAUCCUCAACUACUGCUAGUCAGAUUCCUGAGAGGCCAGCUGAUGGUGCGUCUUCCUCAAAAUCUGCAUCGGACAUUUCUCACCUUGUUCGCAAAAAGAGGAAACCAGACGAGGAGAGUCCAAAAAAGGACAGUGAUGCUAAAAAGACUAAACAGGAGACCUCAGUUAAUGGCAGCGGUGACUCCGCCCACAACGGCAAUGGAGUCCAGGAGAAAAUGGAGCAGGAGCCAGCCAGUUCUUCCUCUGUGGAGAUGUCAGCAUGAUGGGCAUCUUUUGAUUAAACGCUUGCCUUCCAACCAGCAGAGCAUGCCUGCCUCAUCUACUCCCCAUGAACAACUUUUGUCUCUUUGUUUUGUAAAUAACCCAUUUUCUUUGUCUGUCCAAUUUUUGUAUAAUUGUAGUAAACUUUCAAUAAAGGAUAUUUGCAUAUGUGAAUGUGG
Molecule: messenger RNA, 2271 nt
Organism: Sinocyclocheilus anshuiensis
Lineage: Eukaryota; Metazoa; Chordata; Actinopteri; Cypriniformes; Cyprinidae
Product: histone-binding protein N1/N2-like
Exons: 15
Coding region: 112-2094 (660 amino acids)
Biological process (GO): DNA replication-dependent chromatin assembly; CENP-A containing chromatin assembly
Cellular component (GO): nucleoplasm
Molecular function (GO): histone binding
Source: RefSeq, a predicted model, not a curated record